GAAGUCGGUGGCGCAACUCCUUCAGCUCAACCUGCAGUCUUGAGUUUUUUCGGAAUACGUCGCACUAUACCAGCUUUGCAGGAGACAUCGCUAGGGGCCGUCCUUGGACAUCAACGCGAACCUCGAGUACCUGACGGCACAAGGACAUCGAUCAGGGCAAGUCCGCAGGACCGUGGUCAGCAUUACGCGAUACAAGCAGGAUCGACAGCGAUUGAGGUGGAAGCGGACAGUCCUCGGACACUGCUCUCGGAGAGAGACAGCGUGCUUGCUCAGUCGGCG
This is a messenger RNA of Amoebophrya sp. A25, 279 nucleotides long. NCBI's taxonomy places the organism in Eukaryota, Dinophyceae, Syndiniales, Amoebophryaceae. The record is from the annotation of a GenBank genome assembly.